Galeopterus variegatus (Sunda flying lemur) is the source of this 1678-nucleotide messenger RNA. RefSeq names its product zinc finger protein 829. The coding region runs from base 421 to 1656 and encodes 411 amino acids. The record is from RefSeq and is a predicted model, not a curated record. Gene Ontology annotation, molecular function: RNA polymerase II cis-regulatory region sequence-specific DNA binding; DNA-binding transcription factor activity, RNA polymerase II-specific. Gene Ontology annotation, biological process: regulation of transcription by RNA polymerase II. The transcript has 6 exons. Lineage: Eukaryota; Metazoa; Chordata; Mammalia; Dermoptera; Cynocephalidae.
ACGCUCACCUCCUAAGGUUCGGCCGGAGGUUGAGAUUGUUGCGGGUGCGGUCGUUUCGGGCGGGCCCAGGAGAGGUGCAGAGAGGAAUCGGCCGUAGGUCCCGCUCUGUACCACACUUCCCAGAGGACCUAGUGGCUUGUCGCUGUUCUCGCAGGAAUUCGAACGCUUCGUUACGCCUACGCGGAACCGUGAGAUCAGUGAGGUGAGAGAUCGUGGUCCCGGGGGAACCGGCUCAGGUCUGCAGGUUCCAACCCGGAAAGACCGGAAAGGCCUAAGGAAACCUCUAUGAGGUCAAGUCAGAUUCUAGCCCUGGACAGCAGUGAAGCCUUUCCAUGAGAUACUGAAAUUGGACAGGAUGCCCCAUUCUCCUCUGAUCUCCAUUCCUUGUGUGUGGCUAGUAAGCCAGAAGAGGAGGAAAGAAUGCGUGAUGAACCUCUACAAGCAAUAUCCAAGGGGUCAGUGAUGUUCAGGGAUGUGUCCAUAGACUUCUCUCAGGAGGAAUGGGAAUGCCUGGACUCUGGUCAGAUGAAUUUAUACAAAGAAGUGAUGUUGGAGAAUUUCAGCAACCUGGUUUCAGUGGGACUUUCCAGUUCUAAGCCAGCUGUGAUCUCCUUAUUGGAACAAGGAAAAGAGCCUUGGAUGGUUGACAGAGAGCUAACGAGAGGCCUGUGUUCAGAUCUGCAAUCAAUGUGUGAGACCAAGAUAUUAUCUCUAAAGAAGAGACAUUUCAGUCAAGUAAUACUUACCUGUGAAGACAGGCCCACUUUUAUCCAGCCCACAUUUUUUACCACACAUCAAAAAACUAUUAAUGAAGAGAAACCCUGUGAGUGUAAGAUAUGUGGAAAGACCUUUAAUCAGAACUCACGAUGUAUUCAGCAUCGGAGAAUUCAUUCUGGUGAAAAACCGUAUGAAUGUAAGGAGUGUGGAAAAUCCUUUAGUCGUGGCUCACUUGUCACUCGACAUCAGAGGAUUCACUCUGGCGAAAAACCCUACGAAUGCAAGGAAUGUGGGAAGGCUUUUAGUUGUAGUUCUUACUUUUCUCAACAUCAAAGGAUUCACACUGGUGAGAAACCCUAUGAAUGCAAGGAAUGUGGAAAAGCCUUUAAUUAUUGCUCAAACCUUAAUGAUCAUCAGAGAAUUCACACUGGUGAGAAACCCUAUGAAUGUAAAGUAUGUGGAAAAGCCUUUACUAAAAGUUCACAACUUUUUCCACAUCUGAGAAUUCAUACUGGUGAGAAACCUUAUGAAUGUAAGGAAUGUGGGAAGGCCUUUACUCAACACUCAAGGCUUAUUCAGCAUCAGAGAAUGCAUACUGGUGAGAAACCUUACGAAUGUAAGAAAUGUGGGAAGGCCUUUAGUAGCGCCUCAACACUUACUAACCAUCACAGAAUUCAUGCUGGUGAGAAACUCUAUGAAUGUAAAGAAUGUGGAAAGGCCUUUAUUCAGAGUUCAGAACUUAUUCAACAUCAGAGAAUCCAUACAGAUGAAAAACCAUAUGAAUGUAAUGAAUGCGGGAAGGCCUUUAAUAAAGGCUCAAACCUUACUAGACAUCAGAGGAUCCACACUGGUGAGAAACCCUAUGACUGUAAGGAAUGUGGAAAGGCCUUUGGUAGUCGCUCAGACCUCGUUCGCCAUGAGGGAAUUCAUACUGGGUGAAUAAUAGAAAGCAAGGCCCUUU